This is a messenger RNA of Cricetulus griseus (Chinese hamster), 2795 nucleotides long. The record is from RefSeq and is a predicted model, not a curated record. NCBI's taxonomy places the organism in Eukaryota, Metazoa, Chordata, Mammalia, Rodentia, Cricetidae.
CCCGCCGCCCGCCUGUUCUUCGCGGUCGCAAACGUUGUGCGCCCUGCGCGAUGGGUGCCAACGAGGACCAGGAGAUGGAACUAGAAGCUUUACGUUCUAUUUAUGAAGGAGAUGAAAGCUUCCGGGAAUUAAGUCCAGUUUCAUUUCAAUACAGGAUAGGUGAAGAUGGUGAUCCCAAAGCCUUCCUAAUAGAGAUUUCCUGGACAGAGACAUAUCCCCAGACGCCUCCUGUCAUAUCUAUGAACGCUUUUUUUAACAACACCAUCUCCUCAGCUGUGAAACAGAGUAUCUUAGCCAAACUACAGGAAGCAGUAGAAGUGAACCUUGGCACCGCCAUGACCUACACAUUGUUCGAGUAUGCUAAGGACAACAAAGAGCAGUUCAUGGAGAACCACCAUCCCGGGAAUUCUACGCCAACGCCGGUAGCCAACAUCAUCUCUGUUGAAACUCCCAGCACAGCCCCCUCAAGUAAGAAAAAAGACAAGAAAGAGCAACUUUCCAAAGCUCAGAAACGCAAGCUGGCAGAUAAAACAGAUCACAAAGGAGAACUCCCUCGAGGCUGGAACUGGGUUGAUGUCGUGAAGCAUUUAAGCAAAACUGGCUCUAAAGAUGAUGAAUAGCUCUGCAGAUGAAGUGAGAGUAUCUUUGAAAAGCAGCCCAGAUCAACAUGUCUUCUUACUUUUUCUGGUACUGGGUGGCUUUUUACAAGACAUAAUUCUUUUGUAGAUGUCUUUAAAAAUAGCAGUGGAGAGUCCAUAAAGAGAUUUGGUUGUAGUAAGUUAUUUUCACAAACUUGCCUUAAUAAAAGGUGAAAGUGUAUCCGUUUAGAGUACUUUCUGAAGCUAUUGAGCAUCAUUGGCAGUGGAUAGCUCCGAGGAGUGAGCUGGUGGUGACUUAACCAUCUGAUCCAAGGGAUAGGAUUUUUUUUUUUUUUUUUUUUUAAAGGCCAACAAAGCUACUUGCAAACUGUCAGUUCAGUAGCACCCAGUACGGACUCUUUGAUAUCCUAUGGUACCACCCAUAGCAAUGGGUGUCUCCCCUUAAGUCGCCACCUCCUCCUGCUUAGAUACCGAAGGGGAAGUUGCUUCAGAGCAAUCUGAGUACCAUUGCGGAGCUUUCUGUGAUUCUCUUUGUAGUUUCUCCUCAUUUGUCAGCAGUGAAUUGCUUCCCCCUAUUAAAUUGAUAUCUAGUUAUACUUUUCUCUUGGUUUGGGUAAAAGCAUUUGAUCAUAAGCUCUUUUGAUUCUAUGAAUAAUAAAAAGAAUCUAAGAAGAAAAUUGAGGGGCUGAGAAAGAGCUCCAUCAAUCAAGUGCUUGCUGUGCAAGCAUGAAGACGGGAAUUUAGAUCCCCAACACACACAUACAAAGCCGAGCAUGCACCUGAAACCCAGAGCUGGGGAUGCAGACAGGAGGAUCCCCCAUGCCUGCUGGCCAACCGGUUUGGCUGAGUCAUUGAGCUCCUGGUUCAUUGGGAGGUGCUGUCUCAGAUCAGGUAGAAGGCAAUAGAGGAAGACGAGUAACAGAGAUCUCUGGCCUCAGCAGGAAAGCCCAUGUUUGUUGUUUGUGCACCCAUCUGCACACACACACACACACACACACACACACACACACACACACACACACACACACACACACCAGACAAGGACUCGAAACCAUACACCAAACAAAACAUAAACAACAAAUUUGCCAAAUACUUCAGAAAGCAUUUGAGUAAGUGCUAGCUCUUAUUUAAAAUACUUCUCUUUGCUGCAUAUUCCAGGAUGAGUAUAAGAUGCCUUAAUAUUUAAUUUUUGUAUUGUUGGAGACAGUGGGUUUAAUAAAUCUCUGUUAUCUGCUAUUGUGAUGUUUUGUUGGUAACUAAGCUUUCAGUGAAGUCACCGUACAACACAUUUCAAAUCCUAGGGGUGGUGCUUGAUUUUUGUGGGGGGUUUGCUUUUUGGUGGGUUUUUCAUUUGUUUUUAUAGUGUCUUUUCAAAUAUCCAAAUGUGUUUCCCAACCUCUGUGUCUUUUUAAUAAUAUACAUACAAGUCUUUCACAUGCUGAACUGUUGUUAUUGCUUGGUUUUUAAAAAUCAUUACAAAAGGAAACUUGCUGUGGUUUUACCUAGAGACUUACUGCUGUGUGUAUGUGAGCUAUGAUGACUGUGUGUGUUUCCAUGUUGUUAGAAUGCCAACUUAUACCAUGUAGUAUAGACCAACAAUUACCUUUUUAAGGAAUUACUGUAGCAUAAGAGCAGAUUAAGAUGUAUCCAUGGAGUCCCCAAAGUUACCCUUGGCUUCAGUGACGUUGUAUGAGCUGUAAAGUGUAGUACAGUGAAAGAGUAUGCUUGCAUUUGAAAGAGCUGACUCGCUCCCAUUUUUGUUUCUUGGAUUAAUAUUGAAAUUGAAGACAGCCACUAUGGUAUCUUUUAUUUUCAAGGUUCUGUUUGUGUAGGUUUUAUUGUCAUCUUGAUUUGUUUUGUUUCUUUUAAAGAAAUGUCUUAUAAUGGGAAAAAAAAGUGUUUUGUUGUGUUUUAAAGACAAUAACUUUGACCAGUGUCAAAGUUAUUGUGGUUCUUAGAUUGCAAAGACUAAUGCUAGUUAAAUGCCAAUGAACUCUUUUUAUUCUUUUUCUAUGAAUUGUACAAAUCUCGGGGGCAGAUGGUGGCAGCUGUGCCUCUGUUACCCUCUGUGAACACUUGAACACUUUCAUCAAGAUUGCCAACGUCUGAUAAUGCUCCCAGUAUAUUUUCUCAGAGUCUAUUUACUUAAAAUUAUAUGGAAUGACAUGACUGAUAAGCAAUAAAGUCUGAAUCAUA